AUGUCCGCCGCAACCUCUUCCCCCACCAAGUCGCGCUUCCUCUUCGCGAUCCCGACGCGCACCGAGCUCAAUGCCUGCUGGGAGCUCGGGCGACUCUCGAAUGGCAUGGGAUGCUGGGUCUGUUGGUUCCCGCUCGCCUUCUCGAUGGCGAUGGCGUACCACGCGAUGCCAGACCUCCCGGGCUGGUACGCAGCUUACCGCGGUAUCCUUUUCAUCGCGCUCUGCUGCGGCGUCAAGUGCUUGAUCAUGACCAUUGACGACAUCCUCGACGCCGAUGUGGACGCGCUCGUUGAGCGCACCAAGAACCGGGUCCUCCCUCGCGGCGACAUCUCCAUGGCGCGGGCCUGGUUCUUCUUCGCCAUCCAGUGCGUCGUCGGCGCCGGCCUCGCGUAUGCGAUUCUCAAGCCGUACACGCUAUACAUCUCGAUGCUCGUCUGGCCGUUGUUCGUGAUCUACCCGACGUGCAAGCGCUGGAUGUCCUUCGCGCCCCUCCCCCUCGCGAUCAUGUUCAAUAUCGGCGCACUCAUGGGCUGGUCUGACCUCGCGCCCGGUAACGGCAGCCUGCACUACGUCCUCGGCGAGGGCUCCCCCGCUGCCGGCCGUAUCCCCUUCGACAUCCUCCUCCCCCUCUUCUUUGGCUGCUGCUGCUGGACCGUCACCUUUGAGACCGUCUACCAACACCAGGACAAGGCGGACGACGUCGCCAUCGGUCUCCGCUCCCUCGCCAUCUUCUGCGGGAAGGCGACCGUCGCCGUGUGCGCGUUGACCACGCUGGGCUUCGGCGGCUUGCUCGGUUGGGCUUUCUGGCUGAACGGGCAAGGUAUCGCCGCCUUCGUUGGUCUCGCCCUUGGCACGCUCCGCCUACUCAACGGCUUGCGCACGGUCGAUAUUGACUACCCGCGGUCGUGCCUCCAGUUCUUCCUCCUCACGCCGGGCGUCGGCGUCCUCGUCCUGCUCGGCCUCAUCGCCGACGGCCUGCUUUGGCGCUGGCAGGCAGGCAUCCCGCUGUAA
Schizophyllum commune H4-8 is the source of this 1011-nucleotide messenger RNA. RefSeq names its product UbiA prenyltransferase. Gene Ontology annotation, biological process: ubiquinone biosynthetic process. Gene Ontology annotation, cellular component: membrane. NCBI's taxonomy places the organism in Eukaryota, Fungi, Basidiomycota, Agaricomycetes, Agaricales, Schizophyllaceae. The transcript is spliced from 6 exons. Gene Ontology annotation, molecular function: transferase activity, transferring alkyl or aryl (other than methyl) groups. The coding region runs from base 1 to 1011 and encodes 336 amino acids. The record is from RefSeq and is a predicted model, not a curated record.